Saprolegnia parasitica CBS 223.65 is the source of this 312-nucleotide messenger RNA. RefSeq lists its product as hypothetical. Gene Ontology annotation, molecular function: ATP binding; protein kinase activity. Gene Ontology annotation, biological process: protein phosphorylation. NCBI's taxonomy places the organism in Eukaryota, Oomycota, Saprolegniomycetes, Saprolegniales, Saprolegniaceae. The transcript is spliced from 2 exons. The coding region runs from base 1 to 312 and encodes 103 amino acids. The record is from RefSeq and is a predicted model, not a curated record.
AUGGAAAAGAUCCGGAACGCCGAGUACGACUUUCCGUCGCCGUACUUUGACGACAUUUCGCCGUCGGCGAAGGACCUCAUCGCCAAGAUGCUUCUCGUGAACCCGGACGCGCGGUUAAGCGCGUCGGAUGUCCUCGCGCACCCGUGGCUCGCGGACGUGGCGACGCCAAUGCCGCAGUUGCGCUUUGUCGGCACCAACCUCCACGACCGCCGGGAGAAGACGCGCGCCAAGUUCAAGCGCAGCGUCAAUGCAAUCAUGGCCAUCAACAAGACGGGUCGACUCGCAGGCAACAAGAGUCAGCGCAACGUGUAG